CAGUACUCGAGUAGUACUCAGGAUUGUUUGGCGAUGCGAGUAGGGAAACUUGAGGUGCUGAUGCACCUGGCAGCCUUUGCUCUGGUAGGAACGGAUCUUUCUUCGACGACGCUCGUAAACUUCCCACCAGAGGCCUCCACUUCAGUCACUCAAGGAUUCCGCAAGAAUAGCCUCCAAGGUUUAGAGGACAGAGGGGAAGAACAUUCCACAUGGUCUAUUAAUAUAAGCCGUGUCCAAUUAAGCUCAAAUUUUAGAACCGAAGAUGAAACCGGGAAACCAAACCUCACCGGUACCGUACCCAAGGUCAGUGCUCACACCAAACCUACUGAAGCUGAAGAUUUGCAAAAUGGGCUUGGAAAAACGGAUAAGGAAGGCAUUGUGACGCAAAAUUCAAUGCAGAAAUCAGGGAAAAGCAAGAAACGGAGAAAGAAGAAAAUUCCUGUUUUGAAGCAGGCGUCUGAAGAAAAUUAUCUGCAUCCCUUAAAGAAGGAUGUCAUAGAGAUCCAGAAAAGGUUGUACGACCUCCAAGUCUGA
Messenger RNA from Puccinia graminis f. sp. tritici CRL 75-36-700-3, 534 nucleotides. RefSeq lists its product as uncharacterized. Bases 34 to 534 code for a protein of 166 amino acids. The record is from RefSeq and is a predicted model, not a curated record. The transcript is spliced from 3 exons. Lineage: Eukaryota; Fungi; Basidiomycota; Pucciniomycetes; Pucciniales; Pucciniaceae.